Chenopodium quinoa (quinoa) is the source of this 2505-nucleotide messenger RNA. RefSeq names its product peptidyl-prolyl cis-trans isomerase CYP59-like. Gene Ontology annotation, biological process: protein peptidyl-prolyl isomerization. Gene Ontology annotation, molecular function: peptidyl-prolyl cis-trans isomerase activity; zinc ion binding; RNA binding. NCBI's taxonomy places the organism in Eukaryota, Viridiplantae, Streptophyta, Magnoliopsida, Caryophyllales, Amaranthaceae. Bases 478 to 2157 code for a protein of 559 amino acids. Gene Ontology annotation, cellular component: nucleus. The transcript has 15 exons. The record is from RefSeq and is a predicted model, not a curated record.
CUCUCUAGAGGGACAAAAAACCCUGAAACAGUAAUUAUCUUUGACAAAAAUGGAGAAGAUGACAUUGCAAUGGAGGAUGAAUUUGCUCUUGCUGGACACAAAGCGGGAAAACAAGAAGAUGGAAGAAGAUGAAAUCAUGAAACGGGGAAAUACAUUCAAACGGGUAGCUUUGACUUUUUUUUUUUUUUGACUGGUAGCUUCGACUUUUAUAUUUGUAUUUAGAUACGUAUACCGUAUUUACAUACACUUGACUUAAAUUUAAAAGUGAUGCAAAAUACGGAGUACCAUUGUUGCCCCUAUAGUUGGACAAAGCGGCAUAGCACCGUGCAGGGCAACCAAACCAUUCUCGUUUUCUCUCAAAAAAUAUUAGACCUUCUCCGUUCUCACUGUCUCUCUCCUCCAGCGUACACUGAAUAUUCCAUUGAAGCAGCUUCUGAGCUUUCUCUUUUUCAUUGAAGCAGCUUAUCAGAAGAGACAAUGUCGGUUAUGGUGGAAACAAGUUUGGGUGAAUUCGUGAUUGACUUAUUCAUUGAACGUUGUCCGUUAACUUGUAAAAACUUCUUGAAGCUUUGCAAGAUCAAAUACUACAAUGGUUGUUUAUUUCACACAGUGCAGAAGGAUUUUACAGCGCAAACUGGUGAUCCAACUGGAACAGGAAGUGGCGGCAACUCUAUCUAUAAGUUUUUAUAUGGUGACCAAGCUCGGUUCUUCAAAGAUGAAAUUUACCCUGACGUGAAGCACUCAAAAAUGGGUACUGUUGCAAUGGCUAGUGCUGGGGAGAAUUUGAAUGCGUCCCAGUUCUACAUAACAUUAAGAGAUGAGCUUGACUUCCUGGACGAGAAGCAUACUGUCUUUGGGGAGAUUGCAGAAGGUCAUGAAACACUAACGAGAAUAAAUGAAGCUUAUUUGGAUGAGAAGGGAAGACCAUUUAAGAAUAUAAGGAUAAAGCACACUUACGUGCUUGACGAUCCUUUUGAAGACCCUCCCCAGCUGGCCAGUUUAAUACCUGAUGCUUCACCAGAAGGCAAACCAAAAGAAGAGGUUGAUGAUGAUGUGAGACUAGAAGAUGAUUGGGAACCUAUGGACGAACAAUUACCUCCAGAAGAGCUGGAGGAAGCUAUACGUACAAAGGAAGCACACUCUAGGGCUGUGGUUCUUGAAAGUAUUGGUGACAUUCCAGAUGCUGAUGUAAAACCUCCUGAUAAUGUGUUGUUUGUAUGUAAACUUAAUCCGGUGACUGAGGAUGAGGACUUGCAUACUAUAUUCUCACGGUUUGGAACUGUUACAUCGGCUGAGGUCAUCCGUGAUUUCAAGACUGGUGACAGCCUGUGUUAUGCUUUCAUUGAGUUUGAGAGUAAUGACGCUUGCGAGCGAGCUUACUUCAAGAUGGACAAUGCACUAAUUGAUGACAGGAGGAUAAAAGUUGAUUUUAGUCAAAGUGUUUCUAAGCUCUGGAAUCAAUUUAGACGGAAAGGAACUCAAGGAAGAGGAUGCUUCAAAUGUGGUGCACUAGAUCAUGUUGCAAAAAAUUGCUCCAUGGGAGAAAUGCCUGGUCAGCAUCAGAAAUAUGUUCUAAAAGAAGAUAAUCAGCAGCAUGGUGGAAAUAGAGAUGCAGGCUAUGAGAUGGUGUUUGAUGAAGAUGGUGGAAGCCCAAAAAGAGAAAAGAGGCACCGAGAUUAUGAGCCAGAUAGGAAACGACACAAAUCUGAAAGGAGGGAUCACGGUGAUGAUAAACACAGGCGUGAUGGGAAGAAUAGAGACUCAAGGGACAGUGAGAGACGUCGAUACAAAAAUGAUGAUCAUGAUGGGCAUGGUGGCCGAAGGGAUGAAAGGGAGAGAGGUAAUAGUCAUGUCAGGGAUGGCAAGGAAAGAGAGAGAAGUCAUGGGAGGGAAGACAGGAAUCGGAAAGAGAGUAGGUAUGAUCGCAGGAUUGACCAGGAUUGCCGAGAGAAGAAAAAUGAUGGGGAUAACAGAAAAAUGACUGAAAAUAUAGGUAUAUUGAGCAAGAGAGAUGGAGCUGAUAGGAGUAAGGACAGGGAUAGGAGGAGAGAUUCAGAUUUUUAUGAGCCAAGCAGAAAGGAAGUGCAAAAUCAGAGAAGAAGCUCAAGAGAUUACACUCAUGGCAACAAUGAGAGGCGGCGAACUGACAGGAGGUGAACUUUGUCGAUCCGAUUAAUAGAGAUGCUUCUGAUUUUGUAAGCCAGUGCCCUCUUGAUCUUGCUUCUUUUUUUUUGUGUCGAUACCUAGCUUACAGAGAGACAGUUGAGUACCCUUAUCUACUGUAGUUCUCAGUUUGUAAUAGUAUUAACAAUAUACCAACUGGUACAAAGUUAAAAAGAGGAGAAAUCGGCCAUAUUGUAAUGAAAUUUUUGACCGUGAAUUCGGUGAGUGGGAAAUUUGAACUUUUUGAAGUUACUUUCAUUCUUUUCACGAGAUGCAUGUACAACUUAUAGGCCUUCUUUGAUUAAAAGCAGAAACAAUGUCCACUGGGGUUAGAAGACGAAA